Molecule: messenger RNA, 5916 nt
Organism: Cyprinodon variegatus (sheepshead minnow)
Lineage: Eukaryota; Metazoa; Chordata; Actinopteri; Cyprinodontiformes; Cyprinodontidae
Gene: mrtfba
Product: MKL/myocardin-like 2
Exons: 16
Coding region: 246-3395 (1049 amino acids)
Biological process (GO): smooth muscle cell differentiation
Source: RefSeq, a predicted model, not a curated record
UCACUCUGCAUCCCGGAGCCAGACGAGGCGCAGCCAUUUUACUCCGCAAAAUAAACUUCAGCCUCGCAGCCAGACGGAAGGAAAAAAACCCAGUGUUCAGUCCGUUGAUGGAUAUCCCCUGAUCAACAGCUUGGAUGGAGUCUGGUUUGGAGCCGUCAGAGUUCGGUAGCAAGGAGGCAUAACGCAAAGGGACUGUGACCCAGAUCCCUCUCACUUUCUGAUCCCAGCCCCCCUCCUGAGAAAGGAUGGAGCCCUGGAGUUCUCAGGGGCAGCUCGGAGCAGAGGGGGACUGCGAGAUGUCCAAUCUGCUGGUGCCGAGCCCCCAGAGUGAGGCGGUGACCCACGAGUUGGAGGAACUGUCCCUGCAGCCCACACAGAGCCUGCCUCCUCUCAAUGAACGCAAAAAUGUGCUGCAGUUGAGGCUUCAACAGAGGCGGACUCGGGAGCAGCUGGUGGACCAGGGCAUCAUGCCUCCUCUGAAGAGUCCAGCAGCUUUCCAUGGGCAGAUUCGCAGCCUGGAGAGAGCUAGGACUGAGAAUUUCCUCAAGCACAAGAUCCGCAGUCGUCCAGAGCGAGCGGAGCUGGUCAGGAUGCACAUCCUGCAAGAGACCGGAGCAGAGCCCUCACUGCAGGCCACUCAGAUGAAACUGAAGAGGGCUCGCCUGGCUGACAACCUGAACGAAAAGAUCGCCCAGCGGCCCGGUCCCAUGGAGCUGGUGGAGAAAAACAUCUUACCAGUGGAUUCCAGCCUCAAAGAGGCCAUCAUAGUUGGCCAAGUGAACUACCCAAAGGUUUUGGAUGAAGACAGCUGCUAUGAUGCCGUGUCUCCAGAGCAGCCGGCUAGCCAGGAGUCUCAGAGCUCCGCCCCCUCACCAGGGGAGAGUAAAAUCCCAGAAACCCCAUCACCUGGCCCAGCACCAGCAGUUCUAACUACUACCACCAUGCUGCAGCCUCUCCCAACAGCAGACUUCCCAAAGCCAGCCUCAGCCAUCGAGCAGCCUGUUAGCUGUCCAGCGAUCCACAGCGGCCCGUCCACAACUCCAGCUGCCCCUUCUAAACCAGGACCCACUCUGGUGAAACAAAGCCAACAGAAAACUCUUUCAGAGAAAACUCGCAGCAAGAAGGGCAAAGAGCAAAAGUCGAGGGUGAAAAAGCUGAAGUACCACCAGUACGUCCCCCCAGACCAGAAGCAGGAGGCCAGCGAGGCUCCCAUGGACUCUUCAUAUGCUCGCCUGCUGCAGCAGCAGCAGCUCUUCCUCCAGCUGCAGAUCCUGAGCCAGCAGCAGCAGCACUACAACUACCAGACGAUACUCCCUGCUCCUCUGAAACCUGUGGCGGAGGGGCAGAGCAGCAACGUUGGUUCCUUACCCACCUCCAUCGUAGUCUCUUUGCCCGCCGCUCCUCCACCUCCUCCUGCACCUCCUGCUCCGCCUCGACUUAACAACCUGCUGUCCAACCGCAAGCCUGGAGUCCUGCCAGCCAACCUUGAUGAAAUGAAGGUAGCUGAGCUCAAACUGGAGCUGAAGCUGCGAGGCCUCCCGGUGUCUGGAACCAAAACGGAUCUGAUAGAAAGACUGAAGCCGUUCCAGGAAAAUGCCAACACCUCUGCCCCUCCCACCAUUCCCGCCGCCACGUCCUCCGCCUCCAUCCCUAUGGAGGUCACUACAACCACAACGCCCACCAUCAUCCUUCCAGUCCAGCAGGUGGCCCCAGAGAUGAUGUCCUCCACUCCACCUAACUCGCCCAUUCCCUUUGAUCAGUCCUCCCUCCAGCUGGAUGUAGGAAUGUCUGAAGCUUCGUCUGAAAACCAGAAGGGAAGCUCUGGUUCCCCUCAGCAACCUUUUCAGGUUCCUGAGGAGAAGGACCGGCGGCUCCAUGAGAAGGAGCGGCAGAUAGAAGAGCUGAUGAGGAAGCUAGAGCAGGAGCAGAGGCUGGUGGAGGAGCUGAAGAUGCAGCUGGAGGUGGAGAAGAGAGGUCUGAUGGACCCUGUGUCUGUGUCCCCCUCGCUCACGUCUGUGAGUUCUGCUCCUGCAGCCCUGAGCUCAAAUAUUGUAAAAAUGGAGGGCCCGGUUCUGUCCAACUGUGCUUCCACCACAGUCACCACUCCAAACUCCAUCCAGGCUCUCAUCAGCCCGCGACCUCAGCUGGUGAAGCUGGAGGACGUCACGGUGUCGUCAGGCAAACCUCCGCAGCUCCAGACCCAACAGCAGCGCAUCACUCAGAUCCAGCACCAAGGAACCACAAGCCCCCAGACCCAGAAAGGACCUCAGAACCAGUCCCAGCCUGCGGCCCCCAGCCUCCAGCAGUUCUUCAUCACCCACCCUGCUGGGAUGUCCCAGGUGCUGGGUCAGCCUCAGGCGCUCCUGACCCCAGCCGGCCAGCCCGGUACUCAGAUCUUCGUCCCAGUCUCGCUGCCCAACAACGCCACUACAAUCCAGCUGCCCAGCAGCACCGUCAGCCUGCAGCCCGUGUUGAAGGCGUCCGCCUCCUGUCCAGGUCUGAUCCAGUCUCCACUUCCUCAGCUUCAGAACACGACCACGCAGAUAUCGACCAACCAGCAGCCUCUGCUGCAGACUCUGACCACUUCUUUGGGGAACCAGAGCAGAAAUGAGAUGAAUCCUCAGCGUUUCCUUCAGCGUUCUCCAGACAACAGAGUGUCUCCACAGACAUCCCCCAACCACCAGGUCUCCAACGGACCCCUCAGCAAGCCGGCCUUCAUCCUCCAGGCCCCCUCCAUGGGGAAUCAGCUUCCAAAAACCAGAGAGCCCCCCCGCUACGAGGAGGCCGUCAAACAGAGCCGCAGUCUGCACAUCAACAACGCUUCACAGGUUCCCACGGCGACAAGCCAGCACAUGGAUGACUUGUUCGACAUACUGGUAGAGAGCGGAGAGAUCCCUCCUUUUAUCCAUCAGGACCCUCCCGGCUCGCUGAAUAAGACCCACCCCGUCACAGCCAGCAUCACUACCCUUCCUGUGAACACAGCCCUGUCCCGCUCGCCGCCACAGAUCCAGCUGGCUCCUCCUGCUGCCCUCGGCUCCGUCGGCAGCCCCAGCUUCUCCCCACUGGCCUCAGACAACCAGCUGGAAGCCUUCCUGGAGCGGACUCUGGCUGAGACGCCAUCUGCGUCGGACCCUCGCACUCGGGGCCUGAUGGAGGAGCUGCAGAGCCACCUGGCCGACCAGCAGCUCUUCAUUCCUAUGGACACGUCAGAUCUGUCGUUCCACGAUUCCUCCCCUUCCCCGUCUUCCCUAAACCUGGCCAUGUUCGACCCGAACCUGGAUAACAUGGAGUGGCUCGACAUCACUAUUCCUCAGAGCCCUGCUGGCCCACCCAUGCCGACCGGGUUCCCGACAGAGUUCCUGGAACCACAGGACAUGCAGCUGAACUUUGACUGACGCAAAAAGAGAGUCUGAAAGGAAAGCGGUUCGGUUAGGAGGAGGGAACUCGGCAUUUUGCUCUUCCUUUGCCAAAUCCCUCUCUUCUGGAAUCGGCAACGUUCUGACCCAGGCAGAGCGGCGAGCGUUCAGUGUUCGCACAGCUCUUCUGAGCAAUGGCUGCACAAAAAAAAAAUGUAAAAGUCGAGGAGACGAAGCCAAAUAUAGAAAAUCAGAAUGGAUAUUUUUGUAAAUUAAAACACACUAUCGGAACCUUUUCAGAACCGUCGCAGAUGGUCCUUUCUCUGCGCUUCGUUUCACUGAGACGAGCUGCACCUCAACAGAAAAAAAACAGCUUCUUUUACAGACCAGCUGAAGGCAUAUCAAUAUGGUGGACUUUUCACAACAUGCUCUUAUUCCAGGAUGAAGAACAGAUCAGAGCGAAGUCUCCUCGUUUUCUCACUACAUUUUAAGGCUCUGAAACACGCUGGUCCUGUCAAAUGGACCAAUCAGACUCGCUCGUCUCCUUCAGGCAAAGUUGCGACUAAACCGUAGAUGGCUGGUCGGGAUCAGAGCUAUGCACUAAAGAGAACAAAGAAAUGUAAACACUGCAUAUCCGAGGCGACGCCUGAUGACCAACGUCGCCGGUUGUCCGUCUCUCUAUAACUGAAUGUAAUUUUAAAGAUAUCAAGUCAAACUUUCGAAAAGACGGCAGCUUUUUUUCCCCUCUUUAUGAAACAGAAGAAAGGGAACAAAGAUCAUUUUGAGACACUGAAGCUCUUCUAGGUUGGUCUGCUAGCAGCAGGUAAUAUCGUGGAUGCUAACUUCUUUGAGCUGUUCACAUCUAGCUGUCACUGCUCUAAGUUUAAAGUUACUGUCACUCUAGAUAGAGCUAUUAGGAAAAGACCAAGAGCUCUGAGUCACAGCUACGGUGGCCUGUAGGCUAAACUCUGUUUAUUGAAAUAUUUGUACUUGCAUUACAACCACCAACUUCAAUCAGCUUUAAUGGGGUUAAUAUGACUAAACAUGAGGUAACAUGGGUGUGGAUGGAAAUUUGAAACUUUUAAAGAGAUUCUCAAGAGAUUCUCUGGGAUUCCAUCGAUUUCUCCAGCGCUUCUUAAUGUUUGGUAAGAUGAUUGUUAUCAGACCAGAUUUCAGGUUUAAUUAAAACUUUUACAGACUUAGGCUUUGGAUUUAAACUAACCAUGAGCUUUACCACCCCACAGCAUGAUGAUGCUACCACUGUGUUUCAGCAUAGGGGUGGUUUGUUUAGCAAUAUAUACACUUAAUCGAGUUAAAGUUAACAACUAGCAGUGCGUUUGGACCUUCUGUAGUAAAGUGGUUCUCUUUUCUUUCAGAAAUCUGGUUGUUGGGCUCUGGCAGUUUGCAGUACCAUACCUAUCUUGUCAGCACAUUAGGUGUUAAAAAUAUUUUCCAGCUUAUAUAUCCCUCUCCUAAUGCCACCAAUUAAGUUGAAGGAACAUAAAGUCUAAAUUGUCUGAGUCGGUUCUGGUUAAAUAAUUUUUUCCCCCAUGUAGGAUAUUAAUAUAAAUAAUUCACAGUCUCUUCUAUGUUGGUCUGUCACAGGAAGUGAAACAAAAGAGCAUUGAAGUUGGUGGUUGCAGUGGGUAUGAAUAUUUCUGCAUGGCUCCGUGUUUCUGUCUGUAGCGUGUCUGUUUGCACAUGUAUGUAUGAGGGAAGUCAGCAUGUUGCCAUGUUGGCCCUAAUGUGUAUCUUUCCUUCUGUCCUCUGCAUGUCCAUGAAGGUGGUCACAGUUUAGCCGUCAAGACGGUUAAGAUAAAAAUGUCUGCUUUUUAAACCACUUUGUGCUGCAGUUAUGUCCAUGGCCACUGGAGGGCGACUACCUUACGUCUUCAUGUGAAGCAGUGAGCCCUGCUCCUCUAGUUCAGACUGUUUCUUCCUCUUCAUCACUUUGCUGUGGUUAUCUUCCUCACUGAAUGAGCAGCUGUUAAACUUUCACUUUAUUCAUUUUCCUGAUUGGCCGUUUUUAAGCUUUUAAGUCCGGCCUACUUGAUGUACCCUGACUGUUAAAUAUAUCGAGUGAGGACUUCCUGUGUAUAUUUCUGCUUUUUUUUUUUAUACUUUACAUCCAACAUGCAGAAAGCUGUGAAACUGCAGUGAAACUACGUGGGACUCUGAUGACUGACAGCUGCUCUCCCUGUGAAAUACUGAACCGUCUGUCUGAUCCUUCACCCUUUGUCUGCGACAGACGUGGUUUAAAAGCACUUCAUAUCUGGGUGGCUCAGUGGGGACGGGGGUUUAUUGAUGUUUGAACGCCAUUAAGCCAGACUUCAGCGCUGCAUCUACUGCUUAUUGCAUGCCCCCCCCUCCCUCCACUGUCCGUCUGUACCACCCAUGCCAUGCCUCUUGUUGGAAUGCCAUAUGUUUUGCACAUCUUGUACAUAUUUAUAUAGAUGUAAUGCAUAUUUUUCUACAUGUACCAUCCAUGGGCUUUUUAUUUUGUAAAUACUCUAGAGAUGUGUAUAUAUGAGUACAGUAUGCUUUUAUGUGUCAAUAAAAC